This is a messenger RNA of Erigeron canadensis, 1628 nucleotides long. RefSeq names its product cytochrome P450 90A1-like. The record is from RefSeq and is a predicted model, not a curated record. NCBI's taxonomy places the organism in Eukaryota, Viridiplantae, Streptophyta, Magnoliopsida, Asterales, Asteraceae. Gene Ontology annotation, biological process: multicellular organism development; brassinosteroid biosynthetic process; sterol metabolic process. Gene Ontology annotation, molecular function: oxidoreductase activity, acting on paired donors, with incorporation or reduction of molecular oxygen; iron ion binding; heme binding. The transcript has 7 exons. Bases 37 to 1455 code for a protein of 472 amino acids.
CACCGCAAAACUUGAACUUAUGAAAUAACCAUAACCAUGGACUAUAUUUUCCUAUCUAUUAUUUUCACAAUCUGUCUCUUUACUAUCAUCACCUUCUUUCUCUUCCGCUCCACCACUCGCCGGAUAACCCGACUACCACCCGGAAACGUUGGGUUACCAUUUAUAGGAGAAACACUCCAACUCAUAUCCGCAUACAAGACCCAAAACCCGGAACCAUUUAUUGAUUCACGGGUUAAAAAAUAUGGGACGGUUUUUACUACACAUGUGUUUGGAGAACGAACCAUAUUUUCUGCUGACCCGGAAAUAAACCGGUUCAUUUUGCAAAAUGAAGGAAGGUUGUUUGAGUCAAGCUAUCCCGGUUCGAUAUCAAACUUGGUUGGGAGACAUUCUUUGUUGUUAAUGAGAGGAUGUCUUCAUAGAAGAAUGCAUUCAUUAAUUAUGAGUUUUGCUAAUGCAACAAUUAUUAAAGACCAUUUGUUGGUUGAUAUAGACCGGUUGGUUCGGCUUAACUUGGAUUCUUGGACCGGUUGUGUUUUACUCAUGGAGGAAGCCAAGAAGAUAACGUUCGAAUUAACAUUGAAGCAACUAUUGAGUAUCGACCCCUGUGAAUGGACGGAGAAUUUAAGGAAGAUAUACAUGCGAGUCAUUGAAGGAUUCUUUUGCAUUCCUUCUCCGAUUUUCUCCAUCACUUAUCGCCGCGCUAUUCAGGCAAGAAAAAGGGUAGCCGAGGAGUUUAGUUUGGUUGUGAGGGAGAGGCGAAGAGAACGGGAAAGAAGAAUGAAAAAGAAUGACAUGUUAGCUGCAUUGUUCGAUAGUGAUGGUGAUGGUGUUGGCUUUUCGGAUGAUGAAAUCGUUGAUUUCUUGGUGUCUUUACUAGUUGCUGGCUACGACACCACAUCAACCACCAUGACUCUUGCCGUUAAGUUUCUCACCGACACGCCCCUGGCUCUUGCUCAACUAAAGAAAGAACACGAGGAAAUCAGGGCAAAAAAGGGUGAAUCGGUGUCUCUCGAAUGGGAAGACUACAAAUCCAUGCCAUUUACACAAUGUGUCAUUAACGAAACGUUGAGAGUCUCCAACAUAAUUAGUGGUGUAUUCAGGAGGACGAUGACAGAUGUUGACAUUAAAGGUUAUAGAUUACCGAAAGGAUCAAAAGUGUUCACGUCGCUCCGAGCUGUGCAUCUUGGUCAAGAUUAUUUCAAAAAUGCACGCAUUUUUGAUCCAUGGAGAUGGCAGAAACCUUUGGAUCCAACACACUUCAUGCCAUUUGGAGGAGGGCCAAGGAGAUGCCCUGGGUAUGAGCUAGCUAGAGUUGCACUUUCUGUUUUUCUUCAUCAUCUCGUUACUCGCUUUAGUUGGGAGCCUGCUGAAGAAGAUAAAUUGGUGUUUUUCCCCACAACAAGGACUCAAAAGCGAUAUCCUAUAUUCGUCGAACGUCGUAGUAAAGUAGUUUAAGUAUUGUGAAGCCUAGAGAAGGAAAAGCUCGAUUAGAGUAUAGUUUUGAGCUUCUAAUGGCAAUGAUAUUGAAAAACUGUAUGUAUAAGUUUAGAAUGUUAUACACUCAUGGAUCGUGUUGUAUUUAUUAUUUAUUCAUAUUUAUAUGAAAAUAAGGUUUAAAGGAGUAAAAA